CCCCUCCACACGCGAAAAGAUGGCGGACAAAUCGCUGGACCAAAUCAUCAAAGAGCGGAAGACUGUCGGGUCUGGUAGAGGUCGUGGACGUGGCCGAGGUGCAUUUCAUGGAGGCAGUCAGAGAAAUGUUGGACAGCAGGGAGGAGGGGGGCGUGGCGGAGUCCAGAAACGAGGAGGCGGUAACUCCAAAGUACAGAUGCCAAACCGAUCCCAGGUUAUCCAAUCGUUGACGAGGCAGAAAACGUUUCGACCCAAUCAGGCCAUUGCGGUGACUGUGCCGGACGCACGGAACAAACUCAUCUCAAAGGCAAGACUUACAGAUGCCCGGGAAAAAUUGAACAAAAAGGCCCAACUUGUGGACGUUAGAAUGAAGUUGAACGCUAAACGCCAAAGGGAUCCAGGGCAGCAGGGGCAGCAGGGACAACAGGGACAAGGUGAUAUGCCCCAGGUGCAGGGGCCAGAAACUGGAGCACAACUUAGAAAUCAAGGAAAUAAACUACCAAAGCAAUUCACAGUCAAUAACCCAUCAGCCCAGAAGCAGCCUCGGCAGAUGACUGGCCCCACACAGUUCACAAUCAGCAACACGCAGGCAAUGACGCAAGGUGGGAGACCCAAUGCCAAGAAGCCCACAGUGUCAUUAGGAGCACAGGGGCUUCAAGUCACAACUAUCAACAAAUCAGCUAAAAAGCGUCAAGCCAGACAGCAGAUGCAGUUUCAGCGUACCAUCCCAACGGAAGACACAUUUGAAGACGAGCUCCUGUUUCAACCAGUGUCGGCCAAAUUCAAGAGGAUUACCACACAGGCAGUGCCAGCAGCACCACAGGCAAACAUCAAAACAACCAUACAGGAUGGUAGAGAUUUGCUGGGCUUCUCUGCAAGAGGGCUAGGUAGCCCCUUCCAGAUAGGGAAUGUACAGCCUAUGAGUGCGCUGCAGAGGGUGGCUACCCAGCAACCUCCAUCAGUGAACCCAGUAUCAUCAGCACAAGGUACUAGACUCAUAGUCAGCCACCUUCAUUCAAGUGUAUCUGAGGCUGAUAUUAAGGAACUAUACGGAGAUGUCGGACCCUUGAAAAGAGCACGCCUGGUACGCUCCGGUCUCGCCGAGGUCGUUUAUGUUAAGAGGGAACAUGCGCUAGAGGCAAUAGCCAGAUAUCACAACAGGGAGUUGGACGGACUCCCCAUGCAAUGUAAGCUGGAUACUAGCACGGUACCGGAAGCCACUGGUCUCUACGUUCCAGUCACUGGCAAACGGAUGUCCAUGAGCGACAGAUUUAAAGUAAUCGGAGGAGGAUCAACAGGCACCACUGAUUAUUCCUCAACCGUCGGAAUGCGAUCCGAUGCAAUGGCGCCCUCUAGUGAACCGCUUGAUACGUCCACUGUCCAGAAGGCGCUAUUCAAGACUGGUGUGUCCGCAGCAGUGGGGAACAGACCGGUGGUGUUCACUGUGAAGAUCUAGGGGAGGUGCUUUGUCGGGUGGACAUAAGGCCUGAGCGACUAGUGAAAUUAAACUACUCGACUAGUCACUUCUUAAUAUGGUUGCGACUUCAACACUAGUCGCAACUAGUUUUUAAUUCCCAAGAUGUAUUGUGGUAUAAUUUUGGCCACAGGCGCAAUAUUGCAAAAUUCCACUGGAAGGAUUGUGUCACUGAUGUCUGAUUGUGUUUCGUAACUAAAUUAUGUUGUCAAUUGUCAUGAAUAGUCGUGAGCGACACAGUUGGUUCACCAAGCCCGUCGCAACUUCUUUUUUUCGCAGUCGUCGCUAUUUUUGUAGUAGUUGUAGCAGCACGAUUAACCAAGUGAAUAAAAAAUGGUAGUAAGUCGUGUCUCAACUACGCGAUCAAUAGUGGUGACUAUGACACUAUUCGCCCAGGCCUAGUGGACAUGUGUGCGGGCUGGACAUGCGGUCUCAUGGCUUGGCCCGGUGUAAUGUUUGUAUGUACAGUUUGGUUGUAGGGCCUCGGUUAAACUCUCAUGAUAGACUAUAUGCAGCUACAGCGCAGUCGCGACUCGACUAAGCAGUCAGUAGUCGCAACUUUGACACUAGUCGCACUAGUUGCCCAGGCUUACAAGGCAGUGGAUAUCAUGUGCACAAAGACUAUUGUAUAAAGAUUACAGUUAUGUGUUACUUUGUAUUCCUAUGGUUUAUGUUUUGUAUUAAUUCAAAUGUUCUUUUUUCAUUUUUUACUCUCAUAGAUGCUCAUCAAAGGCCAUCUAACUGGCUUACUUUCUUCUGUGUUUUCUUGUAAAUACUUAAAGACUAACUAUUUUCUUUUCUUUUUCUAUCACUGUAUAAAUGUACUUGCGUAAUGUCCGAGUUUGAAUGUUGUUAGUUAAGUAAAUAGAUCCCCAUAGGAAUUUCUUCUGAUAUUUGGUGAGGCGAGAUGAGAUGGUAUAAAAGUAGUAAAACUCACACAGUAAGCUCUAGGUUUAGACUUGUCCACUAAAGACAGGUAUUGGCUUUAUAUGUAUACACAUGUAAGUCAGAUUUACUUGUGAAUCUCCAGGACCAUAAAGGCCAUGUGAAAUUAAUGCAAGGUCGAAGGUGAUUAUGGGCGUUGUCUCACGGCAGAUCUCUGGCAUCAUGUGUGACAGCAGUUGGUUCAGGUUACUCUAGGUUUCACAAAAUGUGGCAUCAUUCCACAAGCAUACCCAGCAUAGGAUUGAACUGCCUCUAGCUACCGGCAAUCUGGGUAGUCUAGUUGGUAAGACACUGCUCUAGAAUUGCAAGGCUCCUGGGUUCGAAUCCUACCCGAGUAAUAUCCAGCAUUGGGGUUGUGGAUACAAGUGAAAACUAAGUUCAGAUCCCCCAUGUACCAUUCUAUUGUUUUUGUCUGUCCUGUUCAGAUUUGUAUCUAAGUUCAAUCCUUUGUAUGUUGUUUUCGUCAGGAAAAAGUCUUGCUCUUUGAUCUACUUCUCUAGUGUGUAUGAUACUGUUCCCAAAAGCUUCUGGAAAUUUAUAACCUAAAGGUUUAUCUAAAUGUGAAAAUUAUACCAUUUCAACAAACUUCCUUGAACUUGGGUCCUAGUGUCAGACCCAUUUUGUUAACAAUGACCUUGACCCUGGCGCUAGUCUUUCCCUCAAUUGUUUAGGAUUUUUGCUGUAAGUUUUUCUUAACUUUGACCCCCAUAUUUGACAUUCCUCUGUAACCUACUCGCAGAAUUCACUACUCGACUUGUCGUGCCUCAAAAACUUGCGACUUUGACACUAGUCACGUCUAGUUUUUAUUCUCAAGAUGCAUUUUUAAUUCCCAAGAUGCAUUAAGGCAUAUUGUUUGCCACAGGCUCAAUGUAGUAAAAGUUUACGCUGAAAGGAUUGAAGAAUUGAGUCACUGAUGUCUGUUUGUGUUUUACAAGAAAGUGAUGUUGUCGUGAAUAGUCGUGAUUGACACAAUUGAUUCAUCAAACAGGCGUUCACGACCAUUUUUGUAGUAGUCACAACUGUUUUUGUAGUCGUCAUUACAAAACAGUAGUUGCAACUCGACUAAGCAAUCAGUAGUCGCAAACCCUAGGCUUAGUCCUAUCUCAACUUAUGACGAGUGACUCGUCCUAACUUUGGAUGGGAACUAUGCGUCCUAACGUCUGUGUUUAUGGAAUUUCAUCAUCAUUUCAUCCUUGAACCAGUGUAGGAUGUAGCCCUCCUUAUGUCGACGCCAUUCAUUUCUAUUUCUUGCAGUUCUUGUCCAUGUUGCUCCUGCAUAUACCCUGAUGCCAUCUCUCCAUCUUCUUCUCCGUCUAUCUCUUUUCCUUUUCCCUGUCCUUGGUUGCCAGUCCAUUUAUUCUUUUUGCCCUACAGAAUAUAACUUGUCCUAAAUCCUUCAUUAAUCCUAAGUUAGGAAGAAUUUUGUGAAAUCGACGGCUGGCUUACUAAUGAUACGAUAUGCUGCGCAUUUCUUAGCCUGGAUGUACAUUUCUCAUGGUGUCACUAUUUUUUUUUUUCUGGCUCCCCUUUUCACAUGAUGAAGUUAUUAAUUCAUGUAAUCAUCUCAAGCUACAAGACUGAAUGAGAGGUGCAUGCAGGGUCCAAUCUCAUAAAGCUGUUAAGCAGAAACAAAACUGCUUAACAAGUUUCUCGGCUAAGCAAAAAUUUAGUGGGGUAGCAGU
Messenger RNA from Asterias rubens (European starfish), 4101 nucleotides. Its product is annotated as polymerase delta-interacting protein 3-like. Gene Ontology annotation, molecular function: mRNA binding. Gene Ontology annotation, biological process: mRNA export from nucleus. Gene Ontology annotation, cellular component: nucleus. NCBI's taxonomy places the organism in Eukaryota, Metazoa, Echinodermata, Asteroidea, Forcipulatida, Asteriidae. Bases 20 to 1456 code for a protein of 478 amino acids. The transcript is spliced from 8 exons. The record is from RefSeq and is a predicted model, not a curated record.